CUCUCUCUCUCUCUCUCUUCGCACCAGAAAAAUGGAUGCUUUGGCGCUGAUGGAGCGAAGCUAAGGCCGAAAAUGGCGAACCGGGGGGACGAGGAAGAAGACGACCACCUCCAGCGUCAGCCGAACCGCACCAAGACGGUGAUCAAAAUCCCGUCGUACCAAGAAGUCCUAGAGAGCUCCCAGUCCAAAUCGGCCCCGCCAUCUCUCUUCACCCCUUCCCCUUCCUUCUCCCAGGCUUUCUCUUUCCUCAAAUCCUCCGAAUUCUACUCUCCCCCUCCUCCUCCCUCCUCUCCGGCGGCUCCUCCGCCUCCCGCCGCCACCGACGCCUCCGCCGCCGCCUCGACGUGGAGUGUCGCCGGUACGUCCGGUGCUGUUGCUGGGUCGUCGUCAAAAUCGUCUUUUGCCGCGCAGAGUCGCAAUGCGAUCCUGGUGAGCCCUAGACAAAAGGGGAAUCCUUUGCUCAAACAUAUCAGGAAUGUGAGGUGGGCUUUUGCUGACAUUGUUUGUGACUACUUAAUUGGGCAGAACUCAUGUGCUCUUUACUUGAGCCUUCGUUAUCAUCUUCUGCAUCCAGAUUACCUAUACUAUCGAAUAAGGGAGCUACAGAAGAACUACAAGCUCCGUGUUGUUUUAUGUCAUGUUGAUGUGGAGGAUGUAGUUAAGCCUCUUCUUGAAGUGACAAAGACAGCUCUGCUCCAUGACUGUACACUCUUGUGUGGUUGGAGCUUGGAAGAGUGUGGCCGCUACUUGGAGACAAUAAAAGUCUAUGAAAACAAGCCUGCAGACAUCAUUCAAGGGCAAAUGGAUACAGACUACUUAUCAAGGCUGACUCAUGCUCUAACAACAGUUCGACAUGUCAAUAAGACAGAUGUUGUCACUCUUGGUUCUACAUUUGGGUCUCUUUCUCAUAUCAUGGAUGCUUCGAUGGAAGAUCUAGCUCGAUGUCCUGGUAUAGGGGAGCGCAAGGUAAGGCGCUUGUAUGAUACUUUUCAUGAACCAUUCAAGCGAGUGGUUCCAAACGUUGCUGCUGCAGCUCCAGAAGCUCCUGUGCAGAAGAAUGCUGAACCUGGUUCAAUAAGUGAGGAUCAGGAAAUUGUAGACGAUGUUGCACAGACGAGCAAGCGCCAGAAAAAAGAGCCUGAAUUGACUGUUAAGUCAGCCCUUUCUGCUGCUUUUGCAAAAUAUGCUGAUAAAAUUGGUAAAAGAAAUACUAGACCACUAGAUGGGAGGGGAGGUGAACCAAGUACUGGCCAAGACACAGAUGCUGAGAAAAGCAGUUGAGAGAUUUAUGUUUUUGGCAGAGUAAAGCCUUGAACAUGAGGAACCAUCUGUUCAGGCAUUUGGGGUCAUGCUUCAUGCUAUUAGAAGACGUGGACAUUCUUUUUGUUCCCUGACCAGGUGCUUGCAUAUUAUCUAUUACAUCUGCCGAAAUUCUGUUCGAUGGAUUUGAGAGCAGUAGUCAUGAAGUGAAGAUUUUCAUUUCCUAGCUUUUUUCAUGUUGUAUUAGUCACUGGAACCUCUCAUCCUGAUGUUUCAUUUGUGUAUAGAUUGUGAUGUUUCAACAUCAAGGGUUUUUACGUCUAGUUUCUUUGUAAAUUAUGUUGCUUAUGUUGCGGCUCUGAACAUAUUGUAGCUGAUUGAAUUGAUGUCAGAAUUUGUAACACGUUCUGGUAAACUGUGUCCUGAAAUUUAAUGAAAGAUUUGAUCUUAUGAAA
This is a messenger RNA of Eucalyptus grandis, 1715 nucleotides long. RefSeq names its product DNA excision repair protein ERCC-1. NCBI's taxonomy places the organism in Eukaryota, Viridiplantae, Streptophyta, Magnoliopsida, Myrtales, Myrtaceae. Gene Ontology annotation, biological process: meiotic mismatch repair; mitotic recombination; nucleotide-excision repair. Gene Ontology annotation, molecular function: single-stranded DNA binding; damaged DNA binding. Gene Ontology annotation, cellular component: ERCC4-ERCC1 complex; nucleus; nucleotide-excision repair factor 1 complex. The record is from RefSeq and is a predicted model, not a curated record.